AUGGGCGGCGCGGGCCUCUUCUUCCUUCUCCUCUUCCUCCUCCUCAUCUUCGGCGCGAUCGGCUGGGUGAUCUUCACGCAAAUCCGCGCCCGACGUUCCGGCCUGCCCCCUCCCUCCUGGCGCUCUUACAUUCCCUUCCUCAAAUCCGACGGCAGCGGCGGGUUUGGCGCUCUUCCCACCCCUCGCUCCAGCAAUCCCAUCGAAUGGAUCAAAGACAAGCUCAGUACGCUGCGACAGGGGCGCAACAGAACAGCGCCAGGUCAUUACGAGGAGGCCGGUGGGUAUCCCAUCGGCAGUACAGGACAGUCAGCGUAUGCCGGCGGUAGACGGGCGAGGGGCAUGGAUCCAGACGAGGCGUGGGAUACAAGGGUGGGUAAUGAAGCGGAUGCCUACGGUGCUGCUGGGCCCGGUGGGUAUUACGAGGAGCAGGAGCUUGGUCUGGCGCCGACCCCUGGGCUGUACGAAAGUCAUGCCGGAGCUGCUAUGCCUGCUUACGGCGAGGGCGCAGACGUGAGAGGACGGACCCAGCAUCGUGACCCUUCGGCUGUGGUGGGUGGUCAGCAGGGCUUGGAUAGGAGGUAUGAUCAGGAGAUGGGCGGAGCUGGGAGCCAGUUGCCAAGGGGAGUUGACAGCAAUAACCCGUUCAGUGAUACGAACGAAGUGCCGAGUCUGAGAGGAGUGUCUCCCAGACCGAUGGUUGAUGCGGAUGUGGGUCAAAAUGGGAAGGGGAAAGGUGGUGGUGGGAGUCAAGAGAAUAGUCCGACAGAGAGGAGGAGCAUGUUUAGGGAGGGUUUGUGA
Molecule: messenger RNA, 798 nt
Organism: Endocarpon pusillum Z07020
Lineage: Eukaryota; Fungi; Ascomycota; Eurotiomycetes; Verrucariales; Verrucariaceae
Exons: 1
Coding region: 1-798 (265 amino acids)
Source: RefSeq, a predicted model, not a curated record